GGAAGUCCAGUUGUUCUCAAGGAAUAAACUUAUCCUCUGAUGUCAAUAUGAUGUCCCAGCAUGCAGCCAUGAGUAGCCUGUUCGGCGACGACCCUUUCUUCAGUGAGGAGCGACUGCUGUGGCCGCUGCGACAUGAGGCCCGUUCCUCACUGCAGCAAGACAUCUUCAACCAGAGAGUCAAACUAGCUGACAGCCUUCUGAGGGAUUUUUACGAUGGGUCCCACCUGCUCAAGUUUAACCAGUUGCCCCUAAUCUCCUCUACUUUGGCAAGAUUGAGCGAUGGUAAAGAGCAGCAGAGAGAGACUCCCAGCACAGAGCUGCGCAAGGAAACUCAGCAGGCUACAGAUAACAAUGGAGACCUCCUGGUGACUCUCGACGCUCGCGGUUACGCCCCCAACGACAUCACUGUUAAACUGGAGGGUCGGAGGCUGGCGGUGGUGGCCAUGAAGCAGGCCGGAGCCGAAGAGAGCGAGUCCUUCUCUUCCUCCGCUUCCUCUGCCGCUUUCUGCUCCUCCGCUUCGUCCAAGACAGGAUUUGUCCAGAAGAUCGACCUUCCUGCUCACCUGGAUCUGACUGGCCUCUCCUGCUCCCUGAUGGAGGAUGGACAGCUGCGUAUCCACGCCCCGGUGGCCAAGCUGCCAAUCAGUGAGGAGCAGGAGGUGCCCAUCCGGUUCAGGACAUCUCUGGAAUUUCCCAUUAGCAAGGAGGAGGAACACACAGACUAAAGCCUACAUGACAAACACUCCACACAUGCUGUAUGAAUGAAAACACAUUUUUAAAUAAAAAGACAGUUUUUUAUGCCAACGCACAUUCACACUUCACCAAAGGACUGUCUAUAAUGAGUAAAGUUUACCAUUACAUUAGGGCUGUAAUGAAUAGUUUGACACUCAUAAUAUUUAUUAUAUUUAUUGUGUUUAAACCCAGUGUUUCCGCACACUUAAUACACUUCAUGCUCAGGUCAGGGUAUGACAACAGACAUUUAAAUGUAAAUAAAUUCAUUAAUUCAGUACAGCCCACCACUACAAAAUGAACAGAAUAUUUGUUGUAUUAUUAUUUGCAAUUUGUAUGAACUUUUGAAAUAAAAU
Centropristis striata (black sea bass) is the source of this 1085-nucleotide messenger RNA. RefSeq names its product heat shock protein, alpha-crystallin-related, 9 (gene hspb9). Gene Ontology annotation, biological process: response to heat; protein refolding. Gene Ontology annotation, molecular function: protein folding chaperone. The record is from RefSeq and is a predicted model, not a curated record. The transcript has 2 exons. NCBI's taxonomy places the organism in Eukaryota, Metazoa, Chordata, Actinopteri, Perciformes, Serranidae. The coding region runs from base 48 to 725 and encodes 225 amino acids.